Molecule: messenger RNA, 4161 nt
Organism: Siniperca chuatsi (mandarin fish)
Lineage: Eukaryota; Metazoa; Chordata; Actinopteri; Centrarchiformes; Sinipercidae
Product: zinc finger protein ZFAT-like
Exons: 25
Coding region: 100-3867 (1255 amino acids)
Source: RefSeq, a predicted model, not a curated record
GCUGCUCUGUCGACUACAGUAUCACUGCGUCCUAUCCGCUUCCGCUGGUUGAAAGGACUUGUGUGGCAGAUUCGACAGAAAUUUCUAUACGCUGGAGUAAUGGAUGGACAAAAAGCAGCUGGUUCUGUGUUUAUGUGUCGGCUGUGCAACCUCUUCACUCCCAGUCGCUCUCAGCUUCUGGCCCAUUGCUCCCAGCGGCACCCCCAGCAGGAGCCUCCUGAUGACAUCAUCAUUGAACUGCAGCCUCUUGAAGGAGAGCCUGUGGAGAUGCUGGCAGAGAGGCCAGUGAAGCGGAAACGAGGACGACCGAAAGGCUCUACGAAGAAGAUGCGCACAGAUUUGAAGACUGACUCCACCCGUUCUCCAGAGGAUAAUGUUCAAAGAGAAGAAGAAGGGAAUAAGGAGGAGGGAGAAAGACGAUGUUGCGAAAUAGAAGGCGAAAGCCAUGACGGGAUAUUGGGUCUGGAAUGUAGAGACUGUCAUCGCUCGUUUAGCAACAGACGACAGAUCCUCAAACACAUCUGCCUGAGAGAAGAGGAAGAGGAGGAGGACGAAGAGGAGAAUGGGAGCAUCUGUGGUGGAGCAGGCAUUGAAGGUUCUGGGAGUUUGGAUCCUGGGGCAGCAGAUCCACACAAGACUCAACAAAACUCAGCAAGACCAGGACUCAGGAGAGAAAAGGACAUGGGCAGCUUAAGAACCCCGAGAACUAAUCGAAGCUGCAUCUCCAAAGAAAGAGGCCUAGCAACAGUAAACAAAAAGUCGGUCAUCAGUGUUGUUCUGACAGAAGAUAAAACACUUCCAGGUGUCUCUAAAAUGGUUCCAGUAGAGGACAGUUCAGCGGAAACAGAGUCUGCAGCCAUCCAAUCUCAACCUCAGUCUGCAGUCUUCCAGAGUCAGUCACAAGACCUUGCAAGUGAAGCCACUGCCUGCGAAGGUAACCCUAAAACAGAUCAGGAGCCGAGUUCUGACCCGACCUCCACAACAACAACAACAACAACAGCAGCAGCAGCAGCAGCAGCAGCCAGCAGAGGCUUUCAGGAAUAUUCUAUCAAGCAAGAUGCUACCAAUUUACUUCAGAGCCAGUUGAAGAUCUUUACCUGUGAGUUCUGUAAUAAGAUCUUUAAAUUCAGACACUCACUGAUCGCCCACCUCAGGACACACACCCAGGAGAAACCGUUCCAGUGUCCACACUGUGACUACGCAUCAGCCAUCAAAGCCAACCUGAAUGUUCACCUGAGGAAGCACACAGGAGAAAAGUUCAGCUGUCAGCACUGUCCUUUCAACUGCCUCAGCCCAGGACACCUCAAGGUCCACAUAGAGCGAGUCCAUUUGAAGGUGAAGCAGCACUGCAGCUUCUGUGAGAAAAAAUACUCAGAUGUAAAGAACUUGCUGAAACACAUGGAGAAACGACAUAACCUGAAAGACCCUGCUGUCCACCAGAGUUACCAACAACUCAGGUUAAAGACUCGUCAGGGCCUCAGACAGCUCCUCUACCACUGUCCUACCUGUAACCGGCGCUUUAAGAACCAGCUCGAGCGGGAGCGCCACCUGUUGGUCCACGGUCCCCAGCGUCCGUUCGCCUGCCUCCUCUGUGACCAUGCUGCAACCAAGAUGGCCGCCCUCACUGCUCACGUCAGGAAGCACCUCUUCCUGUACGUGUGCUGUGUGUGUGACGGGAAGUUUGUCAGCUCUCAGAGACUGAAGAGUCACCUGAAAGAGUCUCACCCUGAGCUGGACCAGGAGCAGGCCUUCACCGACUGUAUCAAUAACAGCUACUAUCUGAUACAGCCUGGAGGAGGCAUGUGGGGGGACGAGGAGAGGGAAGAUACAGAGGAAGGGAUGAAGGAAGAGCACAGGAUAGAGAAGGAGGGUGAAGACGAGAGGACGAUAGAGGAGGGUAGACGAAAUGGUGUAGGAGAGGAGGAGUGGCGAGAAGGGGAAGGGGAGCAGCUGAGAGUAGCAGCGAGCGAAGAUAGGGUGCAGGAGAAGGAGGAAGAACGAGCUAAUUCUCUGGGUGAAAGUGCAGAAGAAGUGCAGGUGAUAGAAGGAGAGACAGGGAAAGAAUUAGAAAACGGAGGUGCACAGCAAGGUUCCCAAGAACUGCUCCAUCAAGCGAUUUCUAUGGAAACCACACCUCCCCCUGAAAGACAGGAUGAAGCAACAGCUGUGGAGAAGUCGCAGGACAACGUGGCAGACUCAUGCAACCCUGCAGCUGAAAUUGUGCACAGACAUGAAGACAGUGCACAGACUUUUUUGUCACCAGAGAGCAUUCACACCCCUCUCUUGGAGGGCAGCACUGAAGAAGGCACACCCCCAGCUGAUGAGAACACACAUGCUGCCAAAAACACACACACAUCUUUGUCAUCAGCUCCUCCAAGGGAAGAUAGACAAACUCCACAAUCAGAAAAGGUGUCGGAGGUUUUCCAUCAGAGUGCAUUUCAGCAGGUGUUCUCGUCUCUUCGGAAGACUCGGCUUAAUAUGGAGUCUUUCCAGCGGCUCAGGAAAAUGUAUGGAGAUCUGGAAUGUCAAUACUGUGGUAAACUGUUCUGGUACAAAGUCCACUAUAACGUCCAUGUACGCACACACACCAAGGAGCACUCGCAUUACUGUUCAAAGUGUAGCUACUCGUCCAUCACCAAAAGCUCUUUAAAGCGGCACCAGAUCCAGAAGCACAGUGGCUUGCUUCUGCCUUGUUCGAAUCCCGGCUGUAAAUACACCACACCAGACAAAUACAAGCUUCAAGCCCAUUUGAGGACGCACCAGCAACAGGGGAAGAGUGUGACUUGUCCUGUCUGCCAGCACAGCUAUCCAGAGCACAGACUAAAACACCACAUCAAAACAGCCCACCCUGACACACCACCUGUGCAGGGUAAAGGACUGAUGGUGCAGCGCGCAGAGAAGUGCCCCUACUGUGACUCCUACUUCCUAAAGAACAGCAGUGACUUUCAACGGCACAUCUGGGCCCACCAAGGUUUGAAGCCAUACGUCUGCAGUGUUUGUGACUAUGCAGGCCGCAGUAGGAGUAACUUGAAGACUCAUAUGAACCGACACAACACAGAGAGACAUCACCUGUGUGAUCUGUGUGGUAAAAAGUUCAAAUCUAAAGUCACGCUGAAAAGCCACAGACUGAGCCACACAGAUGAAGGGAAACGGUUUCAAUGUUCAGAGUGCGACUUCACCUCGGUCUCUAAACCUUCUUUACUCAGACACAUGGAACAACAUGCUGAGUUUAAGCCAUUUCGCUGUGCUCACUGCCACUACUCCUGUAACAUUGCUGGUCCCCUGAAGCGACACUACAACAUGAAACACCCAGAUCAGAAAUAUCAGAAUGCCGGACCUGGACUGCCUAACCCUGAUGCUCUGGAACAGCAAGGUGGUAUGAAAUGUCCUGAAUGUGAAUUUGUUUAUGGCACCAAGUGGGAGCUAAACCGCCACCUAAAGAGCAAACACAGCCUGAAAGUGGUAGAAGGCACCUGGGAGGUGGGGGAGGCAGUAGAUGCCCAGUAUGUUCCCGUGGAGAAUGAAGAGCAGCUGACAGAAGCACCUGUAACAGCCCUGCAGGACGACGUUAAUAUCCAGCAGAUCACUGAAUUCAGUUCAGAGACUCACGACGCUGUUACCUCCAUGGUCGCCAUGGCUCCUGGCACUGUUACCGUCGUACAACAGUUGCAGGUGGCUGAUGAGCAGGAAGUCGGUAACUGCAGCAACCAGCUGAUGGUGGUGAACGCAGAGGGGGGUCUAACUGGUAACCAGGUGAUGGUGGUGGAGGACGCACAUGCCCUGGAGGCUCUGACAGUCCUCACUCAGGGAGAAAACACUCACCACUAUAUCGUCUACGUCCAGGAACACACUGUAGAAAUACACUAGUAAUGCUAGCGUUUCAACGCAAGACUGCUGAUCCAUCAGUUUUGAGGGGAUCAGUGAGUAUCACUGGAACAGUUUACAAAACUGAAGUAACAUAAAAUGUACCAAUAAGCAAUACAUUCAGGAUUUAGUGAAUGUUUCCCUGUCAUCAUGAAUAAUUUACAUCAUUAAGAUUGAUUUUUCAGUUCCUUGGUAAUUAUGAAAACAAUAAGCGCAAUAACUACGGUUGUGCGGCUCUGCGACAUAUUUUGUAUUUACAAAGUAUAUUAAAUUAAUAAAUAAAAUCCUUGUCCUGCA